ACAUGUCCAAAAUCUUAUAUCUGCAUGAAAUACGGAGAAAAUCCUGACUAUGGGUACACCAGUUUUGAUAAUUUUGGAUGGGCUUUUCUGUCUUUGUUCCGACUGAUGACACAAGAUAACUGGGAAGUUCUAUAUCGGCAGGUUAUCAGAUCAUCAGGGAAAACCUUCAGCUUCUUUUUUGUAGUAGUCAUCUUUAUGUGCUCCUUUUAUCUCUUCAAUUUAAUCUUGGCUGUUGUGAUAAUGGCAUAUGAAGAGCAGCACAAAGCGACACUUGCGUACACAAAGGCAAGGGAACUGUUACUUCAGGAAGCGAAAGAAAUACUAAAGAAAGAACAGGUAUUAGCUGCCCAAAGGCAUGAGUUAUCCACUGGUGAAAACACAGAAAUGCCAUGUGCAGAAUCCAAUAAAAAAGAAAGAAAAAGCAAGAGGAAGAGGAAAUUCAAAAAGAAGAAGCCCAGAAUUUACGGGGAAGAUGAAACUAUGUUUUAUUCAACACCUGAUAAAACUCAAAAGGAGUUGAAAGAAAUAUUAAUGUCUUAUCAGCUGCCAGUCAACAUAGCUGAUGAUCCAUUUCAAAGACAAAAGUUAACAAGUGCAGCAAAUGUCCUCAGCAAAAGUAUGGAAUGGGAAGAGUCAAAGCUUGAGUUUCCUCCAAGACUGAAACGUGCGGUCCAAAAGUACCUCAUUUGGCAAUGUUGCCCAUUCUGGUUGCGAAUAAAGAAAAUGGUGAAGAAACUAACAACGAAUCCAUUAACUGAAAUCUUUAUCACAUUGUGUAUUAUAGUCAAUACCCUAAUCAUGGCAUUAGAGCGCAUAGUCCUCUGUGAAGAAGAAGUUAGCAGGGCAAACUGUGUUUUCACUGGCAUUUUUGCAAUAGAAAUGAUCCUCAAAAUCAUUGCCCUUGAUCCAUAUUACUAUUUUAAAAGAGCUUGGAAUAUUUUUGACUUCUUAAUCGUCAUUAUAGGCAUAAUAAGCUUAGCAACUGGAAUACGCCUAUCUUUUUUCAGACUGCUGAGAAUCUUCAAAUUAUCCAAAUUUUGGCCAGCGUUGAAUAAACUCAUGAAAAUCAUGCUGAAAUCAGUGGGCCCACUGGGCAACCUCACGCUUGUUCUGAUUUUCACUGUAUUUAUUUUUGCUUUGGUUGGCAUGCAGGGGUUUGGGGGCUAUUACAACGUAAGCGGGUGUAACAAGUGUAAAAUUGUACCAGUUCCUUUCUGUCAAAAUGAGACAGAAACAGGUGCAUUACGUUGGCAUAUGAAGGAUUUCUUUCAUUCAUUUCUUAUUGUAUUCCGAAUUUUAUGUGGAGAAUGGAUUAAUACCAUGUGGGACUGUAUGCAAAUAACUAAGAAAGAUGGAUGGUGUAUCGUUCUAUUCAUGACAGUCUUGGUGGUAGGAAAUCUAGUGGUCCUCAACCUCUUUAUUGCUUUGCUGCUGAGUUCCUUCAGUAGCAGUGCUGUGGAAACUGAGCCAAACAAUCCUAGCCUUCAGUUGGCUUUUGCGCACAUUCGUAGUGGGUUCCAAUACGUCAAACACUGGCUGUGGGAUUUGUGUUGCAGUGGACUCAUGCAAAAGCUGAAGAGAGCAAGGAAACAGGAUAAGAAAGUGGCUAUUACUAUCCAUAAUGCAAACCAGAAAAAGUGUGCGACUGACUUGAAGGAGAUGCAAGAGAGCUGUGUCAACAACGAAAUCUUCAAAUGCUUGGAUCAGCUAACAACAGAUGGGAAACAAGAGGAUUUUAUGCCAAAUAAUAAUACAUGUGUCUGUAUCCCCAUUGCUGAAGAAGAGUUUUUAAGUGAUGAGGAAGACUUUACAGUCACAAAAAUGGAUUUCAGGAACCAGCUACGAGACAGGAGAGAGCAAUACAGGAAGUCAAGAAAACAGUCUUCUCAGUUUUCUGAAACUGCCAGUACUUUGUCUUUGGACAUCCCCAAGAGGUCUGAUCUCGACACCAGCGGUUCUGAACCCAGCACAGUAGAUCAAACCCCUAUCCCCUGCCUUUUAUCUCAAAGCCGGAAAGAGCCUGAAGACUGCUUUCCAAAAGGUUGCGUCAAGAUCUUCCCAUGUUGUGUAGUAAACUCAGAUACAUUUCUAGGUAGUGCUUGGUGGAGGUUUAGGAAAACCUGCUUCAAAAUUAUAAAACACAGCUGGUUUGAAUAUUUUAUCAUAUUCAUGAUAUUACUGAGCAGCUGUGCUCUGACUUUUGAAGACAUUCACGUCAAGGAACGAACAGUCAUAAAAAACAUACUGGACUAUGCAGAUAAGCUUUUUUUCUUUGUCUUCUUCCUGGAGAUGCUUCUGAAAUGGGUGGCCUAUGGUUUCAAGAAGUACUUCACUGAUGCCUGGUGUUGGCUUGAUUUUUUCAUUGUAUGUACUUCAUUGGCCUCCCUGAUGGCUCAAGCUAAAUCAGCUGAGAAUCAUCAGUGUGACAACAGGAGCUCCAUAAAAUCUCUGAGAACUCUGAGAGCCCUGAGACCACUGCGAGCAUUAUCCAGAUUUAAAGGGAUUAAGGUUGUGGUGAAUGCCCUCAUUGGUGCCAUCCCUUCCAUUGGGAAUGUACUGCUUGUCUGCAUUGUUCUCUGGCUCCCAUUUAACAUCCUAGGAGUCAACUUAUUUGGAGGGAAAUCUGUGCAUGACGAAGCUGGUCCAGUCUGCAAAAGAACUAAAAGCUACACAGUGGUCAAUAGCACUGUCAACUUUAAUAAUGUUGGAAAUGGAUAUCUAGCUCUCCUCCAGGUGGCAACAUUUAAAGGUUGGACAGACAUUAUGUAUGGUGUCGUAGAUGCAUCUCAGGUAAGCCAUUAAAUUAUUGAAGGUGAAAAAUGCUUUGAAAAAAAUAAGUAUGCAUACCUCUAUUUUGUGGCCUUUAUCAUAUUUGGAUCUUUCUUCAUGCUGAAUCUCUUCAUUGGAGUUGUUAUCGACAAUUUUAACCAACAAAGAAAAAAGAUAAGUGGAGAACUCAUUUUUUUGUCAGAGGAUCAGAAGAAAUAUUAUAAUGCCCUGAAAAAACUUGGUAACAAGAAACUACAAAAGUCUGUUCCACGACCACACAACAAGUACCAAGGAUUUCUUUUUGACUUCAUAAGCAAGAAAGCAUUUGAUAUGUUCAUUUUAAGCCUCAUUAUGUUAAAUGUGGUGGUUAUGGCAGUGGAAAAUGAAGACCAAGGAGAGGAAACGAAGGAGCUUCUUUCAAAAUUAAAUAUAGUCUUUGUUGCCUUCUUUACUGGAGAGUGUAUAAUGAAAGUAGUUGCUUUGCGGCAUUACUACUUCAGAGAUGGCUGGAACAUAUUUGAUUUUGUCGUCGUGAUUCUUUCAAUAACUAGUUUGGCAGCCUCAUCACUGGCAAAACUAUUCCCUCCUACUCUCCUGAGAGUCAUUCGGGUGGUCCGGAUCAGCAGGCUGCUGAGACUUGUGAAAAGGGCCAGAGGACUCCAAACCUUACUUUUUGCGUUACUGAUGUCCCUUCCUGCUCUUGCCAACAUCGGGCUCCUCCUUUUCCUAGUCAUGUUUAUUUAUGCUAUUUUUGGCAUGACUAACUUUGCCUGUGCACCUUGGAAAAAUGGGAUUGAUGACACUUUCAACUUCCAGACUUUUGGUAACAGCAUGCUUUGCCUCUUCCAAAUAACCACGUCCGCCGGCUGGGACAGCCUUCUUGGUCCAAUGAUUGAGAGCAAUAACACCGCUUGCGCUCCCAAUUUAAAUCUCUCACAGCUGAAUGGCCCCUGUGUAAACUCAGCUGUGGCAACGGCUUAUUUUAUAAGCUACAUCAUUAUAUCAUUCCUCAUCGUAGUCAACAUGUACGUCGCUGUCAUCAUAGAGAAUUUUAACGUGGCCACUGAAGAAAGCACAGAGCCUCUGAACGAUUAUGAUUUUGAAGUUUUUUAUGAGACUUGGGCAAAAUUUGAUCCUCAAGCAAGUCAAUUCAUUACGUACUCGGCCCUUUCAGAUUUCGCCGAUUCUCUGGAAGAACCUCUACGCAUCCCCAAACCCAACAAAGAGCAGCUGUUCAAUAUGGACCUUCCUAUGGUGAACGGAAAUAAAAUCCACUGCUUGGACGUUUUGCUUGCUUUUACCAAAAGGGUAUUGGGGCAGGCUGGAGAGAUGGACCCUCUGGAAUCCCAGAUAGAGUCAAAGUACAUGAAAGUUAAUCCACAGAAGAUCUGCUACGAACCCAUCAUAACAACUCCUAAGCGGAAGGAGGAGGAAUGCGCCAUCAUUAUCCAGAGGGCUUUCCGGGCCCAACAGCUGUUGAGUGCGCUACAGAAAGCCAGGGAUGAGUCUUCUGUGGGUAUCCCAUUGGCAGACUUUAUCGAGGAGGAAGAUGCCUGUGUGUUGAGGCUGAAUGCAAGUGAAGGCAGUCUGUUGGAUAAAUGCCAGAGCCCAUCUUCUAUAUCUAUUCCUCCAUCUUACAGUAUUGCCACAGGCACUGUUGAUGGCCUUCCUCCAGUGAAGAGCACAGACAGCAGUGAUGACGACAAGUGAUUCACAGAUCACUGUCUCUUUUGACACCACAUAAUUUUCCAGGGAAUGUAAUAAUGUGACAACACUUCUGUCAUUUAAACACCUUUAUUAAAUUGCUUACCUACACAGCUUUUCCACUGACAUUUCCUCUGAAAACUCAUCGACAGGAGUGCAAAUUGCAACCAGUGGGUCAC
Messenger RNA from Heteronotia binoei (common prickly gecko), 4652 nucleotides. RefSeq names its product sodium channel protein type 5 subunit alpha-like. Gene Ontology annotation, molecular function: voltage-gated sodium channel activity. The record is from RefSeq and is a predicted model, not a curated record. NCBI's taxonomy places the organism in Eukaryota, Metazoa, Chordata, Lepidosauria, Squamata, Gekkonidae. The transcript is spliced from 19 exons. Gene Ontology annotation, biological process: membrane depolarization during action potential; neuronal action potential; sodium ion transmembrane transport. Gene Ontology annotation, cellular component: plasma membrane; voltage-gated sodium channel complex; axon.